Molecule: messenger RNA, 2202 nt
Organism: Cavenderia fasciculata
Lineage: Eukaryota; Evosea; Eumycetozoa; Acytosteliales; Cavenderiaceae
Exons: 3
Coding region: 1-2202 (733 amino acids)
Source: RefSeq, a predicted model, not a curated record
AUGACAAUUGAAUCUUAUUUGUCAAAGAAUGUUAAAGAUAUAUUAUUCAAACAGGAGUUUGAUAUUCAAUCUUGUUGUUGUACAAAAGAAAUAAUAGGUGGUGGUUCAAAACAACAACAACAACAACUUUCUCCUUCUCCUCAUCUUGCUGAUGCAAUGGUUCAACAUAUAUACAAACAUUUUGGCCAAGAACAUGAACAUGUGCAAACCAAUCUACUCGAAACUUAUUUGUAUACAUCCCACCUCGUACGAUACUAUGCUAAACAAUUGUCACCAUCUCACCAAACAACAUUAUAUCAACUUGAUCAAUCAGAUAAUAAUGAAUCUUCUUUUCACUAUUAUUUAUUAUUUGAUAAUGUUGAACAAGUUGAAAAGAAUUUAUUAUCAUUUUCAAAUAUUAUUAAACAACAAGAAUCUGAAUUUGAAUCAAAAUCAGAAUUAUUAUAUAUUGAAAGUUUAGUAUUUCUAUCAAUCUAUGAAAGAUUGAUUAAUCGAUUGAUAACAUAUGGUUGGUUCAUUAGAAAAAAGGAAAAUCCAACAUUGGUUCAACCAUUGAUACCUGGUAGAAUGUUACGAGAUUUAUUGGUUGAUGAAAAUUUAGAGUUUGUAAUUGGUGUCGAGUUGGUAACCAUACUAAAAGUUAUCAUUGGUCCACCUAUUGGAAUGAAUCUACGAAAUGUACUCUGGCAUGGUUUCAUGUCACCAACCGAAUUGGAUUCAUCCUUGAUCAUCUUUUUAUUAUCUCUUUUUCAUUCAAUCAUUUUAAAAUUUAAACAAACUCUUUUAAAUCAUUCAACAAAUCUUGAAUCUUUAAAUAUAGAUAAUAAUAAUCAAUUAUUUAAAACUGUAAAUUAUAAUCAAAAAUAUCAACAUUUAAUUUAUAAAUUUAAAGAUUAUAAUAAGUUUGAAUUAAAGGAAAUAUUUAAUAGAUUAAAAGAGAGUAAAUUUAUAAUUAAUGGUAGAGAAGAAUUAUGGAAGAUUGGAUUUAAUUAUUAUGAUUUGGAUCGAUAUUAUUCAUUGGUGACAUUGUUACCACAAUUGGAACAUUCUAUUAGAUGUUUGUUUGUAGAGACAAAUGGUUUGUCUGAUCAAUUUCUAGUGGCAGAUUAUAAAAGUUAUUAUACAACAUUGGAUAUUUUCAUGUCUGAACAAUUAUCAUUAUCAAAUGAACAAUUACAAAAGACAAUUAUCAUUGAUCAAAAAGAUAAUACAACAUCAUCAGUUUAUUAUAAAUAUGAUAAUCCAAAAUUUAAAGAUAAUAGUAAUAAUGAAAAGCUAGAGUCAGAGAAACAAGAUAUAGAUAAUCAAUUAAUUAAAACGUUGGGAGAUGAAAUUAUUGCAAGUUUAUUGGAUUUAUUUAUUUAUCCAGAUGGACCAAGAAUUAGAGAUAAAUUAUCACAUGGUGAAGUUGAUAUUAAAUCCAUUUCUUCAUUUAUUUUAAAUUUUACAAUUCAUACAAUCGAUUUAAUUUCUUUAAAAUUAAUCAAAAAAAAAUAUAAAGAAGAAAAAGAAAAAGAGGAAAAAGAAACUACUACUACUACGACAAUAGUUUCAUUAUUUAAUACAAUUUCAAUUGGAAAAUUAAAGAUGGAACAAUUAAAUCAAAAUAUAAAUCAAUUAAAAGAAUUUAAAGAAAAUUUGGAAAACCAAUGUAAACAUUUAAAAAAUGAACAAGAUUUGGAACAAGAAACAAAUCAAGAAAUUAAAAUCCUCUAUGAAUAUAUUGGAAAUAGAAAAUUGGAUUCUUUACUUGAUCCAAUAUUUGAAAAAGAACAAGAUAAAUUAAUAAUAUUAAAUGAUAAUAAUCUUUUUUAUCUUUAUCCAACAAUUAAAUAUUCAAAUCAUAUUCAAUCAAUACGUAAAAUCAUUGGAUGGUUAAUUAAAUUGGUAGAUUCAUAUUUGGAGAGUGGUAAAACACUUUAUCACAAUGCCGUCAACAAAUUAAACAAAAAUACAACUUCAUUUUAUAAAUGGUAUGGAUUGGUUGAUGCAUUUAUCAUUUUCAUUACAGUUAUUGGUAAUCAUAUUGGUAAAGAAUUAAUGUUAAAUGAUUCUUUAACCAUUCCCAUUCAAAUCACUAUGGCAACCACUAAAUUCUAUUCCAAAUUAUUUAUAUUGUUGGAGAAAUUAUUUAUCAAAACAAAAUCUAUGGAAUGGAAUACUGUAAAAGAUCAAAUAUUAAUUAUAUUUAAUCAUUUUUAA